Messenger RNA from Closterium sp. Naga37s-1, 921 nucleotides. Lineage: Eukaryota; Viridiplantae; Streptophyta; Zygnematophyceae; Desmidiales; Closteriaceae. The record is from the annotation of a GenBank genome assembly.
UACCGUGCGCCCCAUCGCUCCACCUCGGCACCAGCGUGGGGCGCCAUGGCGGCAGCGCGCCCGUCGUGUCGCGUGCGAGCGGCGGUGGGCGUGAAGGUGCCCUCUGUUGCGCUGCUCUUUGAUCGCCCACCCUCCCCAGCAACUCUCCUGGGAGCUCGUGCCAUCUGCCGCCGACCCCCUCGCUGCCACAGCCAGCCCCUUCGCGUCCAUCUGACGCUGCUGGCGCCACCCGCGGGCUGUGCUUCGCGCGCAUCCAGCCGCCCCGCCCCGCUCCUCCCCAGUGGGUUGCUCUGCGCAGUGCACACAGACUCGGUGGAAUACUACUCGGUGCACCGCGUGCAGGCUGACGGCCGCUGCAUGUUCCGCGCCCUGACGAGAUGCGGCUGGCGGUGGCGGAUGUGCUGUGCGGCAGUGAGAAGCGCCCCGCUGCUUAUGAGGAGGCACUCAUCGCCAUUACCGUGGAGGAGAGCCUCUCGCGGAUGCGUUUCAAGCAGCAGGCGUGACGCUCAUCAUCAUGUGAGCUGGGCCGGGCUUGUGAGUUGCCACGGCUUCAUGUCUCUUCUGUGUGCAGGCGCAGCAGUUUGUUUGAUAAAACCAACUUCCCAGGAGAGGGACCGCCAGCGCGCGUCAUACGAGGCGCUGCAGUUCGUGUCGGGCCUCUCCCACCGUCAGUCCCCUCCCCUCUCCACCGUCCUCUCUCCCACCGCAGCGCUGAGUGUGGCGAGGGCGCGCAUGGAGGGCUUUCAGCAGGACUGGGGGCUGUCGCUGCACGCUGACACUUUGCUCAGGGCGGCGUGGCAGGGGGGCAUCAUCCUGGCGGGACCGGGCAUUGACAACCUGCUCUUCCUGCACAAGGUUAAGGCAGGUGAUGAGCCGGAUGUGCGCGACAUCAUUGCUGCCGCCAGCCUACCCCUUCCGUGA